Molecule: messenger RNA, 2815 nt
Organism: Dendrobium catenatum
Lineage: Eukaryota; Viridiplantae; Streptophyta; Magnoliopsida; Asparagales; Orchidaceae
Product: G-type lectin S-receptor-like serine/threonine-protein kinase B120
Exons: 7
Coding region: 164-2689 (841 amino acids)
Biological process (GO): protein phosphorylation; recognition of pollen
Molecular function (GO): protein serine/threonine kinase activity; ATP binding
Source: RefSeq, a predicted model, not a curated record
GACAAAUUUUAGGGGCUCUUUGACUAAGUACGAUUUAAUUCAGAUGGAAUUCAAUAAAUCUUAGAAAUUAAGAUUUCAAAAAUAGCAAAGCUUGAUAGAUGCUUGCUAUGAAGAUACAUGCAAGUUGGAAUAAGCUCCAUUUUUAAGGUUGAGAAAAUUUAUCAUGUACUUCUCCGGCGUCUUCUCAGCUUUCCUGAUCUCCGUCUUCUUCUUCCCAGCAACAAAAGCGAAAUCAAGCUCCCAGCUUUUACCCGGCCAACCCCUACCCGACGGCGCCACUCUCGUCUCCUCCGGCGGCAUCUUUGAGCUCGGUUUCUUUUGUCCCGGUAACUCCACCAAUCGCUACGUCGGUAUUUGGUAUCACAACUUCUCCACCUCCACUGUACUCUGGGUUGCCAAUCGCGAGUCCCCUGUUCUUGACAGGUCGGGUUCGCUCGCCAUCGCGGAUGAUGGCAACCUGGUCGUGCUGGACGGCCAAAAGGUUGUCCUUUGGUCAUCAAAAGUUACCUCCUUGCAGUCGAAUAGAUCCACGGCGGAGCUGUUCGACAGCGGCAACCUUAUGCUCAACAACUCCGGCGUCAUCGCGUGGCAGAGCUUUGAUCACCCUUGCGACACCUACCUCCCCGGCAUGAAGGUCGGGCUCGACCUCAUCACCAACGUUAAUCAGGUGUUCACCUCAUGGCGCAGCGACGACGAUCCGGCGCCGGGGAACUUCACCGUCGGCAUUGCCCCUGAUCGGUCGACUCAGUUCUUUAUAUGGGAAGGCAACAAGCCUAGGUGGCGCUCCGGACGGUGGAACGGACAGGUGUUCAUAGGAAUACAGAACAUGGUGCCGACCUACAUCUACGGGUUCAAAUUGAGCAACUUUCAACAAGAGAACAAGAUGUAUUUCUACUACACGCAGUUCAACAGCUCUCACCGCUACGUUCUCAUGCCGGACGGCGUCGAGCGCCACCUCGUGUGGGCUGACGACAGCAAGAAUUGGUAUCAGUUUUGGGCGCAGCCGAUCACCGAAUGCGAGAUUUACAACCGGUGCGGAAACAAUGCGACUUGUACAGACAGCCUCGAUGGAAACUCGCCGUAUUGUAGCUGUCUGAAAGGUUUCGAGUUUGGUGGUGGCAACUUGACGGGUCGGUGCGUGAGGAGGACGCCGCUGCAGUGUGAGAGGAAUAAUGGCAAAGCCGGCGGUGGCGGUGGCGCUGGCGAGCCUGACGGGUUUUAUUUAAUGCAAGGGGUGAAGCUGCCGGAUUUGUCGGAUUGGGAUUCGGGGCCUUCGAAUGAUAGCCAAUGUAAGGAGGCUUGUUCGACGAAUUGCUCCUGUAAAGCUUACAGCUAUGUUACAGGGAUAGGAUGCCUGACAUGGGGAAGGGAUAUGAUCGACAUCCACCUGUUCUCCAGUGGCGGGAAUGAUUUUUAUCUGCGGCUCGCCGGAUCGGAAUUUGAUGAUCAUAAGAAGGGAUUAAAAGGAUAUUUCAUUGUAAUCAUUGUGUUGUCGGCAGUUUUGCUGCUAGUGGGAGGCUUCGCUUUGCUGUGGAAAUACAAGAGCAGAAUGGAAGUUUGCAAUAGAAGACAGAUGAGACGGCAGGGAAGUCUUGUGGACCAGAGUGGAUCAGUUGGAGGUCAGUCUACAAGGUUUUCUUCAGUGAUUGAUUUAGAUGAACAGGGAAAAGGUGAGCACAAUGUGCGUCUGUUUGGUUUUCAGACGAUAGAAGAAGCAACCAUUAACUUUUCUUCAUCGAAUUUGCUUGGAGAAGGAGGAUUUGGCCCUGUGUACAAGGGCAUACUGUCUAAUGGGGAAGAGAUAGCAGUAAAAAGACUUUCUAGGAGUUCUGGUCAAGGCAUGGAGGAAUUCAAGAAUGAGGUCAUACUAAUCGCAAAAUUGCAGCACAGGAAUCUAGUCAGGCUCUUAGGUUAUUGCAUCAAAAAGGAGGACAAGAUGUUGGUCUAUGAAUACAUGCCUAACAAAAGCUUAGAUGCAUUACUUUUUGUAAACACAAGUAGGAAACUUCAGUUGGACUGGAAGACAAGAUACACCAUAAUUGAAGGAAUUGCUCGUGGUCUGGUCUACCUCCAUCGCGACUCGAGAUUACGAAUCAUACAUCGUGAUCUAAAAGCAAGCAACAUCUUACUCGAUGAGAAUAUGAAUCCAAAAAUAUCAGACUUUGGAAUGGCGAGGAUCUUUGGUAGCGACGGUAAUGAAACCAGCACGAAGCGAGUGGUUGGAACAUACGGUUACAUGUCACCAGAAUAUGCAAUGAAUGGCUUGUUCUCAGUAAAGUCUGAUGUGUAUAGCUUUGGAAUACUGCUUAUAGAGAUUGUCAGUGGGAUAAGGAACUCCACAUACUAUAACUCUGAAGUGUCGCUCAACCUGCUAGGAUAUGCUUGGAAGCUAUGGAACGAGGACAAUGUGAUGGAGCUGGUGGAUUCAUCUAUAAGAAGUUCAAGCUCGAUAACGGAGGUAUCAAAAUGCGUCAAUGUUGGGCUAUUGUGCAUUCAGGAUCGUGCGAAUGACAGGCCGACGAUGUCAUCUGUGAUUCUGAUGCUGGAGAGUCAGAGCUCUGUUCAUCCAAUGCCGAGGCAGCCUAAAUUUGCAGCAGAGAUGAAACAAACAGAGACCAAUUCGCAGUCGUUCGAUCCGAGGAUUGGACAAUCUGGAAAUGCUUCUAUUACAAUGUUAACUGGGAGGUAGUUCUUUUUGCUCUGUGUGCUGUGGUGCACUCAGGAGCGAAAAGUUUGUCCUUGCAUAUAUUUUGUAUACAAUUAUUUCGUUGUUAAAACUUGCAACUUCGGUGACUAUUUGAUCUAAAUUAUUUCG